UCGCACAUAUGUUUUGUUAUUAUCGUGCGUCUCUCCCUUCGGACGGACCCAGUGGAAAGCGACACUACGUCUGAGUUGGAAGAUCUCAAGAUCGCAAGUCGGUUGGACUUUUUCGAGUGAGCUCGUACAGGAAGGCUCGACGGAAUCGUUAUGGCCACUAUGGGGACCAAGUUCCGUCCGAUAACGGAGCGUUUUCCGAAGUGUUAUCAGCAGUUCCUCGCGGACAUGAGGAGACCGCGCGCGAGAGUUAUGUGUAGGCCACCGGCAGAGAAACUUCGGUACGACGCCUCACAGCACCUAGUCUUCAAGGUACCGGAUGCCCGGAUACCAACUAUUUUCCUUCCCGAGUCUCAGCGAGGACUGUGGGGCGGUGAAGAGGCAGUCAAAGGCUUCCGUCUGAGGAAAAAAGGUCGCGGGACGGUGCCCACACUGUGGGUGCCGUACGUCACGAAGAACGUGCUCUAUUCGGAAAUUCUCGACAAGCAUUUCCAGAUCGAGACCACGGACCACGCUCUGAGGUUGAUCGAUGAGAGCUUUGGAUUCGACAACUACAUACUGAAAACUCCGGUCCAAGACUUGAAUUCGCAGAUGGCGUUAGAUAUAAGGAGAAAAAUGCUUCUGGCCAUGGCCCGCAGAGAAAUAUAUCCAGACAAUCCAGAGAGAAGAAAAGAGAUUUUGGAGAAAUAUGCGGAAUUCAUCAUACCCGAAGAAGAAGCCGAGUGGUUCGGUCUCCACAUCCGAGAAGCAACGUGGAAGCUUCUUGAGCAGGAACAAAAAGCAAAAGGUACUCCAAUGAAAGCCCAACUUCGGGCGAAAUUCAUCGAAUCGCUCAAGAACCCAACACCUCCUGCCGAGUCGUAGUUAUUAUUGUAGCUCGUUGACUAUAGAAAUAAAAACCGCGCACAUCUGCU
Molecule: messenger RNA, 911 nt
Organism: Galendromus occidentalis (western predatory mite)
Lineage: Eukaryota; Metazoa; Arthropoda; Arachnida; Mesostigmata; Phytoseiidae
Gene: mRpL28
Product: mitochondrial ribosomal protein L28
Exons: 2
Coding region: 151-861 (236 amino acids)
Cellular component (GO): mitochondrial large ribosomal subunit
Molecular function (GO): structural constituent of ribosome
Source: RefSeq, a predicted model, not a curated record